UACGGUCACUCUAAUCGAACGGAACGAAAUUGCUUUAUCGCGGACCGUCGCGUUUUACGUUGGAAUCGCGCCUCAAUCAAAUUCACCUUAAAAGGCAAGCCCCAAGCGGUUGAUUACGAUUUUCAUUCGCUCUUAUCAAGAAUAACUGGAUUAAAUCGACACAAACGCCCCCGCCAGGCGCUCCACCUCUUGUCUGCUCUGCGCGCGUCGCUUUUUUACCUGCAGCGCAGUCGCGACAGCUGGAAAUUAGUAAAGAAAACCGGGGAGAAAAAGUGCAAAUUGGUUUAAACAAAACGAGAGAAAAAAGGAGUUACGAUCGGUCGAUCAGUUAUUUAUAUAACGCCAGCGCCAACAACCAAGCAAACCAGUUAUUAGAUGUUUUUGUGAAAAGUGUGAAACAAAUUCUCGGCUCAUACCUGCACACAAAACAAACACAUCGCCAUAGUUCCUAUUCCGAUCCGAUCAGGUUCUUGAAAUCACCAGAAGAGAUCCCCACAACAAUAUGCAAAACUGAGCCGAGUGUGUUUUUCGUGCGGAAAUCGUGGAGUGCCGAAUAGUGUCGACCGAAAGAGGAAAAUUAUAGAGUUAACAAUAAUAAUAUCCUGGUGUGUGGAUCAACUUGCUUAUAUAUACACACACACCCGUGCGCUCGUACUGGAAGAGGUAUAAAAAACAAAGGAGGAGAAAAGCGGCAAGAUGAAUAAGACCUGUGCGCGUUGCCAAAAGGUGGUCUAUCCCAUCGAGGAGCUCAAGUGUCUCGAUAAGACAUGGCACAAAACGUGUUUCAAAUGCACAGAAUGCGGCAUGACGCUCAAUAUGAAAACCUACAAGGGCUACAACAAAAUGCCCUACUGCGAGGCACACAUACCGAAGGCCAAGGCAACGGCCAUUGCCGAUACGCCCGAACUGAAGCGCAUCGCGGAGAAUACGAAAAUCCAGUCGAACGUUAAAUACCAUGCGGACUUUGAGAAGGCCAAAGGCAAAUUUACACAGGUGGCCGAUGACCCGGAAACGCUGCGGAUCAAGCAGAACACGAAGCACAUAUCGAAUGUGGCAUAUCACGGCGAUCUGGAGAAGAAGGCGGCCAUGGAGAAGCAGCGUGGAUCCGCCGAGGUCUCCGACAGCAGCAAUGAAUCGGAAUACUUCUCUGAGCAAUUGGCAGCUGAACAAUUCUCGCAAUAUGCACCCACAGCCUCACCCAUACCGCCAGCAGUGACAACACUACACCAGCAACAUCAGCAGCAACAACAGCAGCUGCAACAGCAGCAGCAGCAGCAGCAAUACCAGCAACAUCAGCAGCAACUGCAACAGCAGCAGCAGCAACACCAACACUAUCUGCAACAGCAGCAACAGACCCUGCCACCGCCACCCAUACAACAUCAGCAAUACAACACAGCGGCCAUAACGCCCACAUACCAACAGCUCCAACAACACCAGCAGCAUCAGCAGCAACAGCGAGCACAGCAGCAACUGCACGAUCCCUAUGCACACUACCAGCAACCGCAGGCACUGCGCCAGCAGCAACAGCAGCAGCUGCUGCAACAGCAAGCCAUUAAACAAGCCUCACAUCUGUAUCCCACAGCAACAUCCCAGCAGCAGCAACAGAUGCCGCCACCUCAAUCGAAUCCGGCGAAUCCGCAGCAGCAGGCGCUAAACAGCUACAAUGAGAUGCGCUCAGCCAUUCUCCAGAAUUCCCAUCACCCCAGCGGCAAUUCCGUGGAUCAGUACGACCAGCCACAGCAGCAACAUCAGCAGCACAACAGCAACCCCACUUUGGUGGCUGCCCCACAGCAGCAGCAACAGCAGCAGCAAUCGCAUCACAGCCUGCUGAACAACAAUCCCAGCAACGGCGGCAUUUCGCACAGCAACCACAACAACAUCAACAAUAAUGGGCAUGGCUCCCAGAGCCAAAUGUUGCCGCCACAAAUGAGGCGCUCGGCGGCCAGUGUCGCCUACGAUGGCAACGGCAAGCAGCAGCAGCAACAGGUGGCAGCAGGAGCAGGAGUUGCCCCGAAUCACCUGCAGCAGUUGUACGCCUCGCCCAAUUAUGCCGCCGUGACACCUUCGGAGAACUCUAUUAACGUCAAGCAGCACGCCAGCAAUGGCCAUGUGCCAAACCAACAGCAGCAGCAACAUGUGGCCGGCGGCAGCAAUAUCGGCAAGAUAGCGGACUACGAUCCGCUGACGGACGGGCCAAGGGUGGUGCCCAACGCGGGCCGGUCCAGCACCACUUUGGUCUACAGCUCGGAGCCGCGGGGCAUUCAAGGUGGCAACAGUGUGUACCCCAAGCGGAUUGGUUCCGUUUCCGACAUCGAUCCGGCCAACGGCAUCUAUGGUUCGCUGAGCGCCGCCGAGCAGGCCCAGCAGCAGCAGAAGCACCAGCAGUACUACCAACAGGUGCAGAUGAUGCAGCAGCAGGAACACCCGCCGCAGCAGCAGCAGCAGAUGCGCCAGCAGCCAUCCUACUCCUCCCUGCAGGAGAAGCAGUCGCGGCAGAGCUCUGCAUUGCGCGUCUAUCGGGCCAUCUACGACUACGAGGCGCAGGACGUCGACGAGGUCAGCUUCCGCGAGGGCGACGUCAUCUUCGAGGUGGAGUCCAUCGACUCCGGCUGGAUGACCGGGCGGGUGGAGCGCACCGGCAAGACCGGCAUGCUGCCCGCCAACUAUGUGGAGCAGGCGGUUAUAUAA
Drosophila biarmipes is the source of this 2688-nucleotide messenger RNA. RefSeq names its product LIM and SH3 domain protein Lasp. Gene Ontology annotation, cellular component: focal adhesion. The record is from RefSeq and is a predicted model, not a curated record. Gene Ontology annotation, molecular function: actin filament binding. Bases 697 to 2688 code for a protein of 663 amino acids. Lineage: Eukaryota; Metazoa; Arthropoda; Insecta; Diptera; Drosophilidae. The transcript is spliced from 7 exons.